Messenger RNA from Sitophilus oryzae (rice weevil), 2700 nucleotides. RefSeq names its product guanine nucleotide-binding protein G(q) subunit alpha (gene Galphaq). Gene Ontology annotation, molecular function: G protein-coupled receptor binding; G-protein beta/gamma-subunit complex binding; guanyl nucleotide binding. Lineage: Eukaryota; Metazoa; Arthropoda; Insecta; Coleoptera; Curculionidae. Gene Ontology annotation, cellular component: heterotrimeric G-protein complex. The record is from RefSeq and is a predicted model, not a curated record. The coding region runs from base 489 to 1679 and encodes 396 amino acids. The transcript is spliced from 9 exons. Gene Ontology annotation, biological process: adenylate cyclase-modulating G protein-coupled receptor signaling pathway; phospholipase C-activating dopamine receptor signaling pathway.
GCGCAACCAGCUCGCUAGCGGCCAGGGCAGCGCCAUAUUGACAAGAGCUGUCUGUACACCUUCGUGUGAAAUGGAGUUUUUUUUAAGGUGUAAUUGUUUUAAAAGCAGUGUUAAAUGAAAUCAUGGACAAUUCGGUCAUCUGCGAGCGUUCGUGAGUGUGUUUUUCAGCCGGAGAACGCGCAUCUUCCAUAAACAAAGCCGUCUAAAUCGUUAUACGGCGCUAGACGUUGCGAUCGACUCGAGCCCGUAGCCAGGCCAGUGCGACGCUCUAAUCGACUUUUACAUUGGACUUUCGAUGUGGCUUCCCGAAUCUUGUUACUCUAACGAGAUUAGCCCGAAAUAAGGCCGUUAUAAGGGCAUCGUUCACCACACCCAGCAGUGCCAGUUAGUGGUGAUGGCCGUUUCAGGAAGUGUCAGUCUGUAGUGGGUGUGUGUUUUGAUUGGUCGGCGUGAAUGGUAGCUGACAGAAGUGCCAGGUCCCAUCUACCAUGCAGUGUUGUCAGUCGGAUGAGGCACGGGAACAAAAACGCAUUAAUGCCGAAAUUGAAAAGCAGCUGCGAAGGGACAAGAGGGAUGCCCGACGCGAGCUCAAGCUUCUUCUGCUUGGGACAGGAGAAUCAGGCAAAUCGACUUUCAUCAAGCAGAUGAGAAUUAUCCAUGGAGCGGGCUACUCCGAUGAGGAUAAACGCGGCUUCAUCAAGCUGGUCUACCAGAACAUCUUUAUGGCCAUGCAGAGUAUGAUCAAAGCUAUGGAUUUACUGAAAAUUCAGUACGCUGAACAUUCUAGUCGAGACAAAGCUGAGCUGAUAAAGAGCAUCGACUACGAAACAGUGACAACAUUCGAACCCCCCUACGUAGAAGCUAUCAAAGAUCUCUGGAACGACACAGGAAUACAGGAAUGUUACGACCGCCGCCGGGAGUACCAGCUGACAGAUUCAGCUAAAUACUAUUUGAUGGAAAUAGAUAGAGUGGCCGACUACGAUUACUUGCCGACCGAGCAGGACAUCUUGCGCGUCAGGGUACCAACUACAGGCAUCAUCGAGUACCCGUUUGACCUUGACGAGAUUAGGUUUAGUUAUCUUAGCGAUCUGGAACGGAUAAGGGCGGCCGACUACCUGCCCACCGAGCAGGACAUCCUCCGAGCUAGGGCGCCCACUACCGGAAUCAUAGAGUACCCGUUCGAUCUCGACAGCAUUAUCUUUAGGAUGGUAGACGUAGGUGGACAGAGGUCGGAACGAAGGAAAUGGAUUCACUGUUUCGAAAACGUCACUUCCAUAAUCUUUUUAGUAGCUUUAAGUGAAUACGAUCAGAUUUUGUUUGAAUCUGAAAAUGAGAAUCGUAUGGAGGAAUCAAAGGCUCUUUUUAAAACAAUUAUUACCUAUCCAUGGUUUCAACACUCUUCGGUCAUUUUGUUUCUGAACAAGAAGGACUUGCUAGAAGAAAAAAUCAUGUAUUCACAUCUCGUCGACUAUUUUCCUGAAUACGAAGGUCCUCAACGAGAUGCCAUUGCAGCUAGAGAAUUUAUAUUAAGAAUGUUUGUAGACUUAAAUCCGGAUAGUGAAAAAAUUAUAUAUUCACAUUUCACGUGCGCCACAGAUACCGAAAACAUAAAAUUCGUAUUUGCGGCCGUGAAAGAUACAAUUUUACAGUCCAACUUGCGCGAAUACAACCUGGUCUAGGAGCCGAUGUUUUUGUAUAAAAUUUUCGAAAAAAAAACCAAAAUGGAAACCAAACAUUGUGAUCUGUUCUUAACAAAAAAAAUAAGUCCUCCUCAAUCUCCUCUUCUUUUCCACGACAGCAAAACCGGUACUACUCCCUCUCCCACUAGCGCCAUCUUUAUUUUGGAAAAGACGUCGAACAGCGGUACGCUUCGGAGGAGAGAAAAAACUUAUUGUGAUGUUUUUAUUAACUGUCGAUUAUAAAUAUAUUAUGUGUCAAGUGUGCGCUUAGCUUAGUGUACCAUUUUUUAUACACACAGAAAAAUGGUCAAGGAAACAAAAAAAAAUGGAUUCAAAGCCAGUGUUUUAUUUUUUAUCAGUGCAAAAAAUCUUGACUUGAUUUUAUUAUAAAUAGUAUUGUUAUAUAUAUUAUACAGUGUCCACCGGAAAGUUUGUAUCUCGUAUAAUUAAGAUUGUUCGUGGUUUUAAACUAAGUUUCGCAGCUUAAACUUAGGUUAAAUUCUUUAUACACAGGGGCUCGUGUAUAUUUUAGCUAUUGAUAGCUAUAUCCGUAAAUAUUGCUUUUAGGCAAAAAGUUUUAAGUUGUAUUGUAAACCAUUUUUUUAAAUACACUUAGAUGCAAAAAAACGCAACGCAACAAUUUUCAUCAAGUUUAAAGUGUGAUAUUUUUUUACUUUUAGCUCUAUUUUCAUGAUUUUUUUAGCAAACUGUAUAUGAAUCUAUCAACUUUAAUUCAUAAAUUGAGAUUUUUAUAAACUUGAGUAUUUGGCUUAUUAUACAGGGUUAAUUGAGGGGUAGGUUUUUUUAAAACACCCUGUGUUAUAAUUUCGUCGGUGACUUUUCUUAAAACAUUAUUCUUCUUACAGAACCAUGUAUCCUGGGCAUUUUGUUUUUUGACUCAUGUCAACACAUGGCUUGGUUAAUUUUUAAGAGCGAAAUGAACUUGCCACCAACAAUUUGCAAUUUUUUCAACUGUCAUUAGUUUAUGAUGUUAUAAACUCUAUUAAAAUAUAAAAAAAAA